GAUCCCUCGGUCAUUGGGCCGGAGGCGGAGGCCAUAGGAAAACUCCUUGCUGCAGACUCCGCCCUGAAGAAGGCAACAAUCCUAUUUACUGUGGCGAAUCUCAACCGCCACCAAUUGUCCCUGGUUUCUAACCCCAAGUUCCUGUGGUCAGUUACUGGGUCUAAGAAGGCUAUGGCUAUGCCGGCUGGGCCGUCCCUACACGAUGGUGAGGUUGAGGUGGAGAUGGAGGAUGUUCCCCUCGAAUGUGGGGGGUCUCAUCAGCGCCCCCUGUCCCCCGGAGGAUGCCCUCCUUACGAUUCCCAUGACCAGGACAUGGCCUGUCAAUCUCCGGACUCGCAGGCCGCAGCGGGAUGUUACGCUCCUCCUGGCCUUGAUGGCAAUGAUGCCUUCCCUCAGGUCCCUCAUGAUAUUGGCUUUCCGGACGCUGAUUAUGUCAACCUCGCGGAGCCCCCUUCUAAUGCACCAAGGUUCCAGUUUUUCCCUUUCACUGCGCCUCCUCCUGCUUCGGCGAGUGGAUCAUCCGUUCCUGUCCAACCAGAUGUUCCUAGCAGGGAGGCGGAGCCUUGGGUGACUAGGAUGGCCUCAUCCUAUGCCCAGCGUUUCAUUCAGAUUGCCUCGGAUCUCCCUACCUUUGACUGGAAAGGUCAUGGGAAUGUGACCCAACCAGAUCUUGGGGAAAUCCUAAGGCGUGCCGCGGCCUGGGUCUACAUCGUGUCUCUUUGGCAUGCUGACUCGUCCGGCGUCCUCUCUGCAUCUACUGCUGAGAGGGACGGCCUCAUGGCCCAGGUCCAGGAGCUCGAAAAUGAGCUUAGUACAACCAAGGUCCAAUUGUCAAAGGCCCGGACUAAGUAUGCCAAGUUGGACUCGAAGAGGGAGAAGCUGAAGGCCAAGAUCAAGGAGCUAAAGGGCAAGGCUAGAUGCUUGGAGCGCGAGCUCCGGGGGGCCAAGGCCGCUGCGACCGCGUCGUAGGAGAGGGUUACUCAACUGGGGAUUGAAGUUGAGGCCCUUAGGGCUGAACUACAGUCGGCUCAGGAGAAGGUCGCUUCCUUGGAGGCGGAGAAGGCUUCCUGGGAGGCGGCGAGAGCUUCCUGGGAGGCGGGGAGGGCUUCUUUGGAGGCGGAGAGGGUCAUAACCGAGCGCAAGUCUAUAGACCAUGCUCUUUACAAUGUGUGGAAGCAGAAUCCCAACUUCGACUUCUCCUCUUUUGGCGAACAGGUCGUUGCCCGAGCGGCCUGGUGGAGUGCCCACUACGGGAGACCUUGAAAUAGUCUCGCUCCUUUUUUGUUUUCUUUUUAUUUUGUAACAUCAUUACCAGUGCUACUUUUCUGUUAGUAACUCUUGUACUAUCCCGAGAACACUUUUUUUUUUUAAUGUAUAAAUACAUAUGUUGCUGUUUAUCUCUUGUUCUAUUGCAUUAGAGGCCCUUUUAAGCCCGGGGUUUAGUUGGUUCCCCUCUUUUAU
Humulus lupulus (European hop) is the source of this 1461-nucleotide messenger RNA. RefSeq lists its product as uncharacterized. The transcript is spliced from 2 exons. The coding region runs from base 172 to 969 and encodes 265 amino acids. The record is from RefSeq and is a predicted model, not a curated record. NCBI's taxonomy places the organism in Eukaryota, Viridiplantae, Streptophyta, Magnoliopsida, Rosales, Cannabaceae.